AUGAGCGCAGCUUGUGCUUCCCCCCCGUUUGUGCAAUAUCCCCUCGACACGACCUACAUUAUGCAAACCCACGACUGGCCAUCGCCUGCUGCGUCGACGAGCUCAAAGCCUACCCCCGUGCAUGAGUGCAACACCUACUGGCGUAUGCCCUUUACCGAUAUUCCGGAAGCGCUUUUGGCUGACGAGAGGGGAAUAGGGACAAAUGACUGGAAUACGCUCGGAAAGUAUCCGUUUGCAACAAAGAUUCACCUCGAAGAGAAUUAUCAGUCGACGACUACGACAGUCGUACCCGCGCCGAGUACGUCUACGUAUGGCUUGUACGCGGCCCAGGCCCACCAAGCCAUCGUCGAGAGUAACGCGAGCGAACACCAUCAUACGUCUCCCUUACACGACCACGGACACUCCCACUCGCACUCGCAUGAUGCCGGGUCAUAUUUCGAUUUGGGCCUUGACAGGACGCGUAGUCUUUCGCCUCCGUAUGUACCCGACGUCGAGACCGCAGCGACAAGUCCACAGAGUGCAUUGUACGACCCGCUCCAUGCACACGGGAGCCCAUCGAUAGGCUACAUGACCUCUCCGGGCAUGCAUCCUCUGGUGCCCUAUCAACCGCCCCAACAAGCACUCGAUACUCUCAUACAACCCUUUGAUAUGAUUUCUUCCCCUGCCCCACUCGUGUCUCAAACGGGUGCCGAACCCCUGGUCCAGGUCCAGGAGCAACCAGUGGACCAGCAACAGCUGCCGUCUACCCGCGAACCCAGUGCAAGUGGAGAUGAGGGACUUGAGCUCGUAAAGCUGCCGUCCGGCCAAUGGCAAUGUCCCCACUGUUUCAAGCAAUUCAGACGGCGCGAUCGUGUGAAGGAAGCUGUGGAAAUCUGGGGUGGUACGUCUUACUUUUCUUCGUCCCCUCCCGUUGUUGGAGAUGGUGAUCAUCGGGGCAUGCCCAUCGGGCCGUAUACGCCGCUUCCACUCCGCCGUCAAUUAGGAGCGCCAUAUGUGAUCGAUCCUAUUUCUCUCAAGAGUCGCUUCAAAGCCAUACGCAGCACGCAAUGA
Messenger RNA from Serendipita indica DSM 11827, 1050 nucleotides. Lineage: Eukaryota; Fungi; Basidiomycota; Agaricomycetes; Sebacinales; Serendipitaceae. The record is from the annotation of a GenBank genome assembly.